Molecule: messenger RNA, 1829 nt
Organism: Mirounga angustirostris (Northern elephant seal)
Lineage: Eukaryota; Metazoa; Chordata; Mammalia; Carnivora; Phocidae
Gene: TTC19
Product: tetratricopeptide repeat domain 19
Exons: 10
Coding region: 57-1190 (377 amino acids)
Biological process (GO): mitochondrial respiratory chain complex III assembly
Cellular component (GO): mitochondrial inner membrane
Molecular function (GO): protein binding
Source: RefSeq, a predicted model, not a curated record
GCGGGGCGUCCUGGGACCCGGCCGGGCCUGCAGUGCGCCGAGGACGCCGCGCGAGCAUGUACCGGCUCCUGAGCCCGAGCCUGGGCCGAGGCCUUCUGCGGGCCGCGGGGCGGCGGUGCCGGGCCUGCUCGGUGCGCCUGCUCCCGGGGCCGGCAGGAGGCCGGGCGCCUGAGGUGGGGGUGCCGGCAUCCCGAGUCGCGCCGCGCGGCGGAGGCCCGGGCCUGCUGCCGCUGCUGGCAGCGCUCGCCUGGUUCUCGAGGCCCGCUGCGGCAGAGGAGCAGGAGGAGGAGCGGCAGGGAGCGGGCGGGGCCGCCGCCGAGGGCGCGGCGGACGAGGCCGAGGCCGAGAUCAUCCAGCUGCUGAAGCGAGCCAAGUUGAGCAUCAUGAAAGAUGAGCCAGAAGAGGCUGAGCUAAUUUUACAUGACGCUCUUCGUCUUGCCUAUCAGAGUGAUAACAGGAAGGCCAUCACUUACACUUAUGAUUUGAUGGCCAACUUAGCAUUUAUACGGGGUCAACUUGAAAAUGCAGAAAAACUUUUUAAAGCAACAAUGAGUUACCUGCUUGGAGGGGGCAUGCAACAGGAAGACAAUGCAAUAAUUGAAAUCUCCCUAAAACUGGCCAGUAUCUAUGCUGCUCAAAAUAGACAGGAAUUUGCUCUUGCUGGCUAUGAAUUCUGCAUUUCAACUCUAGAGGAAAAAAUUGAAAGACAAAAGGAAUUAGCAGAAGACAUUUUGUCAGUGGAAGAGAAAGCCAGCACCCACCUCCUCCUUGGCAUGUGCUUAGACACCUAUGCUCGCUACCUUCUGUUCUCCAAGCAGCCGUCACAGGCACAGAGGAUGUACGAAAAAGCUUUGCAGAUUUCUGAAGAAAUGCUAGGAGAAAGACACCCACAGACCAUUGUGCUGAUGAGUGACCUGGCGACCACCCUGGACGCGCAGGGCCGCUUCGACGAGGCCUGCGUUUACGUGCAGAGGGCGUCCGACCUGGCCCGGCAGAUCGAGCACCCCGAGCUGCACAUGCUGCUCAGUAACCUCGCUGCCAUCCUGAUGCACCGAGAGCGAUAUGCACAAGCAAAAGAGAUCUACCAGGAAGCGCUGAAGCAAGCAGAGCUGAAAAGAGAUGAGGUUUCUAUACAGCACAUCAGGGAAGAGUUGGCCGAGCUGUCAAGAAAAAGUAGACCUUUAACUUAAUUUGAUGAAGCGCUAAAUCCCUUUUUGUUGUAGGGCAUUUUCAGCAACAGCGAUUAGUCCGGUCUCAGUGACGCCCAAAUCAAUGGCUUAGAUCCUUUCUCCUUGAUAUUCAAGUUCUGUCAACGUAGCUAUGGUGAAGGACAAGUUGUAUACACUGCCACUUUGUGUUUUUAAAGGAAAAACAGCUUUCACCCCUGGCCGAUUUUGAUUCUUAAGGACAGAUGUCAAGUGAUGCUUUCAGUCGUAACCUACUGGUGAGAUGCCGUCCGUGCUGGUCUCGGUGGAACUGUGGAUGGAGAUGGGCCAGGUUUCCCUUGGGUGGGUGUGUGGUGAGUCAGCCAGGCAUCUCUAGCCUAAGAUUUUGAUCCAUUGAUUCGCUACCCUCUUUUUCAUUUUAUCGCUAUCUAUCUGGCAGAUCAGAGCUACAUGUCUCAUGGCAAAGGGGGAUUAUGGUGAGUUCUUUUUCUUCUCUCUUUCAUGAAGCCCAGUGUGGGAUGUAAUGCAUAGUGGAGCAAAAGUAUUGUCUUGGUUUGCACCAGCGUCCAGCAUGACGUUUUAAAGUAGGAAUUAGGCCCUUGAAAAUAUACCCAUUUAAUUAUAAGUAAAAGUGAACUGUAUGUUUUUAUAUCUGGUUACAUA